Molecule: messenger RNA, 3253 nt
Organism: Anoplophora glabripennis (Asian longhorned beetle)
Lineage: Eukaryota; Metazoa; Arthropoda; Insecta; Coleoptera; Cerambycidae
Gene: Chi
Product: LIM domain-binding protein 2
Exons: 9
Coding region: 1213-2445 (410 amino acids)
Biological process (GO): negative regulation of transcription by RNA polymerase II; positive regulation of transcription by RNA polymerase II; nervous system development
Cellular component (GO): nucleus; transcription regulator complex
Molecular function (GO): LIM domain binding
Source: RefSeq, a predicted model, not a curated record
GUCACGCUAGUAGAAGCGCAGCGGUCCGUAUUUAUGCCGAUAAACGGCUACCGGCUGCUCUACUUACUUCAGACGUGGCAAAGCUGUCUCUGUGACAGUGACGUCCUAGCGUGAGUGAGCUACCGGCAAAGGUGGUUCUCCGUAGAAACCCAGAGUGCCUCGAUAAUCCAGUGGAAGUCGAAAAACGCUGCCCUAUUUGACGCGGUUCAGUGUAGUAAUGAUAGUCGUGAUGUUGUUGAAUGAGCAGAGGGUGGGGAAGGGCUAAGGGGUGGUUAACUUUAUUGAUUUUUAGGGUGACACUGUCAACUACCGCCGACUGAGUUCGCGAUGGAAGACUUGCAAUCGAAAAAAAUGUACACACGGGAGUGUUUAAAAAAAUAACUCGUUUGUUGGUUCGGCGGCUCGGUUCGUAGCAAAGGGGUUUCGGGAGAGUUUAAGCAAGUUUUCGGGAGUUUGUAGCGGUAUCCAGUGUGUUUGUGUUUGGUGUUUGAAUUUGAAACCGGUGGAAUGUGUCGUUCAAACACAGCGCUGUCGGCAGUUCACGCCUCUGCCGCUGCUCGCAUCAUCGGCUUCACGCAGUGAAAAUGGCAGCACUUGGUGGCUUCUCGCAAGAUAAUUUUUGCAGAAGGCCUAAGAAGAAAUUUAGUUGACGCUGUUGCCAUUGCUCCCUUACUAGAAAAGGCUUGCGGCAAAGCCGACAAAGGCCUUAGCCGCCGCGUAGCGCCCCCCAUCACGCUGCCAGUCACCCUGGAGGACCCCGCCACGACCUGGAAGGGACCGCCGCCCGGCUCGGAGCCCCAAAACUUCGCUCAGAACUCAGGCAACUCGUUCUCCGGGCCGCCGGCGGGCUUUCAGGGGCCCUCGCCUUUCCAAGGCCCGCCGGCGGGGGCGGGGUCGCCGGCCGGUGCGCCCCCAUACCAGGGCGGCCCGCCGCCGGGCUCCACCACUCCCCAGUACACCGCCUCGCCGGCGCCCUCGGGCUCAUCCACGCCGGGGCCCGGUCCCCCUCAGAAUGUCGGCAACGCGGGUUUUCCGCCGCCCCCCAACAGCGCCGGCCCGCCCUACAACGGCCCCGGGCCGGGGCCCUUCGGCUCUCCCUCGGCGGGUGGCCCCCCGUUCGGCCGGCCCGGAUCGUCGGGCCCACCCUUCGUCGGAGGCCCUGGGCCUGCCGGCAACCACUUCCAGCACUUCGGGCCGGGGCCCGGCUUCGGGAUGCCCCCCGGAUCGCCCUUUGGACCCGGUCCCGGCCACCCCAUGUCCGGCCCCAUGGAGCCCGGCCACGGCAUGAUGUCCCGCCAAAUGGGUGGACCUAUUCCAGUUGAACAAGGAUCUCUACCUGUCCCAAGGAGGCACACCCCUUACUUCGGCCAACCGGACUAUCGAAUAUAUGAACUCAACAAAAGGCUGCAGCAAAGGACGGAGGUAGACAGUGAUAACCUGUGGUGGGACGCAUUCGCAACCGAGUUUUUCGAGGACGAUGCCUCCCUGACCCUCGCUUUUUGUUUAGAAGAUGGCCCCAAAAGAUACACCAUUGGAAGGACGCUGAUUCCCAGGUAUUUUAGGAGUAUAUUUGAGGGUGGAGUGACUGAACUGUACUAUAAUAUGAAGCAUCCAAAAGAGUCCUUCCACAAUACUAGUAUUACGCUAGACUGUGAUCAGUGCACUAUGAUAACACAUCAUGGUAAACCCCUCUUUACCAAGGUGUGUACAGAAGGCCGUUUAAUUCUAGAGUUUACCUUCGAUGACUUGAUGAGGAUAAAGUCGUGGCAUUUUGCUGUCCGGACGCACCGGGAGCUGAUCCCCAGGUCCGUCGUGGUGGGGAUGCACUCCCAGCAAGACACCAGCAUGUUAGACCAGUUAUCGAAGAAUAUCACCAGGCAAGGCAUUACAAAUUCAACGCUUAAUUAUUUAAGGUUAUGUGUGAUAUUAGAACCCAUGCAGGAGCUUAUGUCGAGGCACAAGGCGUACGCCCUGAGUCCGCGGGACUGCCUGAAGACGACGUUAUUUCAGAAAUGGCAGAGGAUGGUUGCCCCGCCGGGUAAGAGAGAAUCUCAGAGGCCAGCGAACAAGAGGCGGAAACGUAAAGGGUCGAAUUCGGGUGGAGCGCCCAACAACGUGACUCCCGCUCCCAACAAGAAGAGAUCGCCAGGGCCUAAUUUUUCUCUAGCGUCGCAGGAUGUGAUGGUGGUGGGUGAGCCGUCCCUGAUGGGCGGCGAAUUCGGCGACGAGGACGAGCGGCUCAUCACCCGGCUAGAGAACACCCAGUACGACGCCGCCAAUUCACUAGACCAUGACAACCACGGCUUCCACGCGGACUCCCCCAUGCCGGGCUCGAACUCGUGGGGAACGGGAGUGGGGGACCGGGGGCCGGGCGUGGGCCCCUCACAGGGCAACACCCCCUCCACCCAGGACUCUGAUAAAAAAUCCCCCGCAGUGAGCCAGUGAUGAUAGUUCAUAUUUUAAACUAUAGAAUCUCUCCGAGUCAGUAUUCUCCAAUAAGCGUGCGAUGAUAGCCAGUGACUAACUUGUUUUUUUUUUUUUAAUUAUUUAAUUUUAUAUGCAAGUUUUACAAAGUUAAGUGCAAGGACUUGAGGAACGGUGUGUGAGAAGUGAGUAAUGAAGAAAAAAAAAAAGACAAACAUGCGGAUCCCGGUUGCGCCGGCACCACUAGAAGGGACCAGGGACAGACAUUGUCGUAGUGUUGGCGGCCGCGGGCUGGAGCCGCGCUUUGCACCCGAAACAGUGCAAUCAUUGAAUGGUUCCUUUCGGAACCGCCCACCAUAGGUACCUCUGCAGAGUGAAUGUUCUGGUUUUCGAAUGGCAGCUCAUUUGUACAGUAGUCUAAAAACAUCGUCACACUGUCUGUUGUUUGUCUUCUGAGAAUAACACGCAGAUAUCUGAACACGACACAUCGUAGCCCGGGGGCUAGCGACGGAAAUUUUGGGCCGGUUUCGUUAACGUUUCUUCUCAAACGUUUUUUAUGUGCCGUAUAUCAUGAAAAUGGCAUUCUGGCGGAGGACAUGCUUUGUCGACUAAGCAAAAAAGAAUAAUAUCAUUAACUUGAACAGUUAGUUGCUACAAAAUAUGUUUAACGACCUGUCGAGUUAAAGUUGUCAUAACCUUCCCAUCCACAUGCACACAACAGUUCACUGAUAGCUCUAUAGCAAGUAGGCUACCAGCAAUACAUUUUUACAGAUUUUAUUACACAGUUUUUCUAAAUAUGAGUUAAUGCGCAAAUAACAGACUCCUCCAU